CCGACGGGCGGGCACGCUGCUUGGGGCCCUUCGGCCGAGGACCCGCGUCCCUCUCCGCGGCGUCGCCAUGUCCUCCGUGUUCGGGAAACCGCGCUCGAGCAGCGGGCCGCAGAGCGCGCCCCUCGAGGUGAACCUGGCCAUCCUGGGGCGCCGCGGAGCGGGCAAGUCCGCCCUGACCGUGAAGUUUCUGACCAGAAGGUUUAUCAGUGAAUAUGACCCCAACUUGGAGGACACCUACAGCUCUGAGGAGACUGUGGACCACCAGCCUGUGCACCUGAGGGUCAUGGACACUGCGGACCUGGAUACCCCCAGGAACUGUGAACGCUAUCUGAACUGGGCCCAUGCCUUCCUGGUGGUAUACAGUGUUGACAGCCGCCAGAGCUUCGAGGGCAGUCGCAGCUACCUGGAGCUGCUCGCUCUGCACGCAAAGGAGACGCAGCGCAGCUACCCCACUCUGCUGCUGGGCAACAAGCUGGACAUGGCCCAGUACAGGCAGGUCACCGAGGCAGAGGGUGCAGCCUUGGCGGGCAGGUUCGGGUGCCUGUUUUUCGAGGUCUCUGCCUGCCUGGACUUUGAGCACGUGCAGCACGUCUUCCAUGAGGCGGUGCGGGAGGCACGGCGGGAGCUGGAGAAGAACUCCCUGGCCCGGCCCCUCUUCAUCUCUGAGGAGAGGGCCCUGCCCCACCAGGCCCCUCUCACUGCCCGUCAUGGGCUGGCCAGCUGCACCCUCAACACGCUUUCCACCGUCAGCCUGAAGGAGAUGCCCACCGUAGCCCAGGCCAAGCUGGUCACCGUGAAGUCAUCCAGGGCCCAAAGCAAGCGCAAGGCACCCACCCUGACCCUACUCAAGGGCUUCAAGAUCUUCUGAGGAUCCGAGGCUCAGAGGCUGGGCAGGGCUGCUGGCCACCAGCUUUCCCUCUGAUGAAACAGUAGCCUGCGCCCCCUGGUGGACAGCUGACCUCUGCUCCAGCACCAAGCAGUGUCCCUGACACCCAGUUCAAUGUGUGAGCUGGAGGGACAGGCAAGAAGGCUGCUCCUAUUCUGUCCAGGACCUUGGUUUCCAUGGUAACCACUGCAUUCCCUGAUGUUGAAGGGAAACAGCUACUGGGACAACCCAGACACCUGGAGUCAGCCUCAAGCAGGAGGAAAUCACAGUGUCCAUCGUGGUAUCACCCCUUCCUGCUCCAGCUCCAGCCAAGCCAGGUGUGGCCCCUUGUGGACAGCCCCAGGAGGCCGGCAUAAGUGUAGGCCUGAGAACAUCCUGCAGGAGGACAGCUCCAAGGUCCUUGAGCCACCUGGUGGAUGGAAGGGCAGGGCAGGUGCAGGUUUUGGAGGGCCAGAGUCUGACCUUCCCAUUGUCUUCUGAUCUCACAGAAGCCCCAGGCAACAAACCCCACAGUUUAUCCAGAUAAUAUCUAGUUUAAACCUAUGGGAUAUCCUGUAAGAAGGAAAGUCACGGGAAGGGCUAUUUCCAGUACUUUGUCCCUUAAAGAGGGAAGAGAGAGAGGCUGUGGGUUGUCCAGUAGAGAGGCCUCUAGAAUUGUUCUCCAGAAGGCCAGGCCCCUUUAUUUUCCCACCUUAAAUUAAGGACUCUGGCCACAGUCAGGACCAGCCUCCUCAGUGUAAUGAUCAAAGCUGCAGAACAAAGUCAUUCUCUCCACUGACAGUGACUCGGGAUUCCAGGGAGCCCACAGCUGGCAGUGUCUGACAUCCAGGCACUAUUAGCCUGCCUGGGUCCACAGGUGGAAACAGUAUAAGACUUUGUAGCCUGGUUCAGCAGGACCCAGUACCUGCUGAGUGUUCAAAGUCUUCUUUUGUACCAUGGAACCUAACGCAUUUUUGGUUCUUAAAGCAAAUUUUUGCAUAAAUUAUGUGGGAUUGUCCCCACAGCUUAGACUACAACACUGUGGCUCAGACACAGAUCAGGACCCUCCCUUGAGAUUCCAUGGUUAGCAAGAGAAGGGUCUCAGAGGUAGGGUGUCCCGUAGGUUUCUAACUCUGUAUACCAUGGGACCACUGGCCCAAAGGAAGUCUUUCAUGGACCCUCAGCAGAUAAGCAGAUAAAGGAGAGGGCCUUGGUAGGAGGAAGGGGUAGGAAGGGGAUUCUGAGCCAGAAUUCUGCUCCUUUCCCCAUCAGCAGUUCCAGGAACUUGGAUUAAAAACAACAGCCCUAACCAGCCUUCAGCCUCAUUUCAUAGAGAUGGAGAAGCUGAGGUCAGGAGAGGUUGUAGACUCCUCGAGACCACAUGAGGAGUCCUGGCCAGGCCUCCUGACCGGCAGGCUGGAUUUCGCACUUUUGCUCCAAGCCGGUGUGUGUGUGGACCACUACUAUUUGAACAAACUAUGCAAUUCCAACUGCUCAUAUUCAGAAGCAUUUUAAUAAAAAGUUUUUUUAAUAACAGAA
Messenger RNA from Miniopterus natalensis, 2404 nucleotides. It is a transcript of the gene RASL12, whose product is annotated as RAS like family 12. Lineage: Eukaryota; Metazoa; Chordata; Mammalia; Chiroptera; Miniopteridae. The record is from RefSeq and is a predicted model, not a curated record. Gene Ontology annotation, molecular function: GTPase activity; GTP binding.